This is a messenger RNA of Daphnia pulicaria, 720 nucleotides long. RefSeq names its product cuticle protein 7-like. NCBI's taxonomy places the organism in Eukaryota, Metazoa, Arthropoda, Branchiopoda, Diplostraca, Daphniidae. The coding region runs from base 46 to 720 and encodes 224 amino acids. The transcript has 2 exons. The record is from RefSeq and is a predicted model, not a curated record.
CUCUCCUCCCUCUUCCGCGCUCCAACAAUUUUUAAGCGAAUCGACAUGAAGACCUCAGUUGUCGUCGUCGUCUUGAUGGCCUGUGCCGCCGUCUCUGCCCAGAUCCCGGCCGGUUGGAACUACAAUCCAUUCCUUUACUACCCGUUCACCGCACAACCAGCGCCCGUCCAGGAAACGGCCGAAGUUGCCGCCGCCCGUGCCGCUCACUUGGCAGCCCACACUUCCGCCGGAGGAUCCAACAACAGGGUGGUCGCCGUACAACCUGUACCCGUUUGGGAACAACCGGCAGGUGCCGUUUUGGACACUCCCGAAGUUUGGGCCGCCAAAGUUGAACAUUACCGCGCCCACUCGGCCGCCGCCGCUGCCAACGGAGUCGUCUCGACUCUUGCGCCUCUUCCGGUGGUCAGUUGGGGAGUCCCUCAGCCCGUCCAAGACACUCCCGAAGUAGCAGCUGCUCGUGCCGCCCACUUGGCAGCCCACGCCGCCGCCCGCGGUAAAAGAUCCAUCCAGCAGCAGGACACACCCGAAGUGAUGGCCGCCACCCUCGAGCAUUACCGGGCCUACAACGCCGCCGCUGCAGCUAACGGAAUCUUUAAAAAUCAACAUAAGAUGGCGCUAAUUGAUCGCAAAUUUGAUCGCAAGAUUUUUAUCAUGCGAUCCCGAUCCCGGUCGCGUUUUUGUAAAAUCAUCGCGAUCGCUGUCGCGAUCGCGGAAAAGUGA